Actinia tenebrosa (Australian red waratah sea anemone) is the source of this 1067-nucleotide messenger RNA. RefSeq names its product vitelline membrane outer layer protein 1-like. The record is from RefSeq and is a predicted model, not a curated record. Lineage: Eukaryota; Metazoa; Cnidaria; Anthozoa; Actiniaria; Actiniidae.
CAAAAUCGAGUGCAUAAAAGGGCGAAUAACCAGAUAAAGCGCACAAUUUCAGCUAUCCGCUGCUGGCUGGAAGAAGACAAGGAGAACAAGAUUCUUUGACUCGCUGAAUACAAGUAAAAGGAAACUACGUUGUUAGACUAUGGAAAAGGUGUAUAUCAUCAUUUUAGAUCUGCAUAAAUCUUGAACAUGACAAUGUUGUUCUACGCACUUGUGUUGUGUCUCGCCUCGUGUUCUGUAGAUGCAAGAAGAAGGGAUUAUGCAGGUUCUAUCCAGCCCUACACCUACACUAGCUGGGGCUCCUGGGGCCAUGAAGACUGGUGCCCAAGAGGUACCUACGGCUACGGUUUUAGUCUCAAGGUUGAAACAUAUCAGGGAAGUGGAGAUGACACAUCACUAAAUGCAAUCAAGCUGCUCUGCAGAAAGCCCUGUGGAGGAUAUCCCAAUUCCGUCACAUCCCGAAAAGGAGGAUGGGGAAGAUGGUCUUAUACAUCGCAUUGUCCAGAGUAUUAUUUUCUGCACAGCGCUCAGGCCAGAUCUGAGUCAAAGCAAGGAAGUGGUGAUAACACGGCAGCAAACAACUAUAAUUUCCGUUGCCAAAACUUCAAAAAGCGCAAAGACCACUACUCACUUUCUGGUGGUGGUUCUGGCUGGGGUUCUUGGACUGGCCGUAGAGAUUGUCCCUAUGCCUCGUACAUAUGUGGUAUCAAAACCCAAGUGGAGAGAUAUCAGGGAAGUGGUGAUGAUACGGCUCUCAAUGAUGCCAUCUUCUACUGUUGCUAUUUUAUAGCAGAGUUUCAAAAAUCAUGCGAAAAGUGAAGCUUCAUUAAAUAAGAAGAUUAAGUCUUUAUUCCAGAGCACUGGACUACCGAGCCAAACAUGAGCGGGGAUUUAAACUAACAUUAAAAGGAUAACUGAAAAAAGAACUUAGUAAAAAGAAAUUGGGAUAAGAAUGGAUGGAAAUUUUUGGCUUAAAUUAAUAAAAUCAAGGGAAAGUAAAACAUAAACUAUAAAGAAAAGUUAUCAAUUGUUGUCUAACUGAAUAAAAGCAUUAAAUGGAGUUUAAUUCC